AUGGACCAAGCCGACAUCCCCGCGCUCCUCUCCCGCCUCGCCUCGGACGAGGACGCCGCCCGCAAAAUGGCCGUCUUCAAGCUCCAAUCCAGCAUCAACGACCCGGCCUUUGCCGACGUGUUUAUAUCCUCUGGUGGUCUGGUCAUCCUCCGCCGACUGAUCAUGACAACGGGGGGCAACACCCUCGCUUACUCCCUCCAGUCUCUCUCCCGCCUGUUGGAGGUAGACAUGGGCUGGGAUAUAUUCGAGGGUGCCGGGGCGGGGGAGCUGGUGGAGAGGGUUGUGGAAUUGGUGGUGACGAACCCGUUGGUGAAUAUCCUGCGAGGGGCGAUGAGUAUACUGGUAGGAGUGGUGGGGCAUCAACCUGGACAGGGGCAAAAAGGGGGGGUUGUGCCGGGGACGUUUGGGUUCCGGGCGUUGAAGCCGGCCGUGGCGGUUUAUCCACAGUUUUUCGAGCUGGUGAUUCAGCAGUUGCACAGUGCGGAUCACGCGCUUUGUGCGAAUGCUUUGGGGUUGAUUAAUGCGCUUGUUAGGGAUGCGGUGGUUAAUGAUGUUGCUAGUGGGACGGUGGCUACCGGGGGGGCAAAAGGGGGAACGGCGGCGGGAGGAGGGGGAGGGGGGGAGGAUUGGAGUAAAUUUAUCAAGAGGUUGCAGGAUUUGGGGUUGAUCAAGGCGGUGUAUAAUUUGUUGCAGAGCUCGAGUUUGCAAGAUUUGGCGCACCCGCUGUUGGAGUUUCAGGGGCUGACAAAGGUUUUGCUGAGGAAGUGGAGGGAGGUGAGGGUUGAUCUUGAGAGGCCGGAGCACAGGCGGGCGUUGAAGGGGUUGCAUUUGGCGAGUGCGCCGGAUCGGAGGCAUGUUAAUGGGGUUGCGGGGGGUGUGGUGGUGCCGAUUCCGCCGCAGCAGGAGGAGGGGACGGCGACUACCACUACCACUACGAGAAAGACGAGCAGGAAGCAUAACCCGGAGAAGUGGAGGAGGUUGGGGUUUGAGACGGAGAGCCCGGCGGCCGAGUUCGAGACGGCGGGGUUUUUGGGCAUGAUGGAUCUGACGGAUUAUGUGAGGAAGAACGAGGAUGGGUUUCAAAAGUUGUUGCUGGAGCAGUCGACGCACCCGCUGAAUGAACGGUGUCCGGUUGCGAGGGCGAGUUUGGCCGUGACGAUGAUCUUGUAUGAUCACUUUGAGGUGGACAAGUCUGACUUGGAGGAUAUCAGGGGUUAUCUGGCUCUGAAUGAUGGGAAGAACAACGACAGGCUGUUCAAGCCGCUGCUGCUUCAGUGGUCGAGGCUUCACACAGCGGGGCUGCAUGCUUUCUUUCGUAUGUGGAAGGCUACGGGGGCGCAGAGGGAGGACUUUGACAAGGUGGCCGAGCUAGUGAGGAUUCUCAUUGAGCAAGUUGUUGGCCAGGCUAGCAGAACCAAGGACGUGCUGGAGGUGGAGGAUGAAUUGCAAGAGUACGAUGCUGGUCGGUUGAGGGAGUUGCAGAUGGAGCUGUUGGAGCUAUCGUUUGAAGACACAAUGGGGCACGCAUCUCUUCCAGGUCCGCGAGGAGCUCAAACACGAGGCGCUGUCGUUUGUCAAGGAGCAGCGUAUCCGGUGUCUGCUGCAGGGCUCGUGGUUUACCAAGCCCAUGUCCCGCAACAACAACGCCCACUCGAGAGAAAACAGCUACCAGAAGAGAAGGCUUUAUCAACCCUGGCGGCUCUGACGGAAAAGAUUGAUCUGAGCACCAUCAGCUCUGUCGUGUCGAAUGUUUCCGCUCCGAACGAAACAGAGCCGGUGGCAGAUCCUGAUGCUGCAGAUAGCCCGGCUGCCAACUCGACUGCCUCCCGUCAUGGCGCGCAAGUCCACAAACCCACGACCAAGAUUACGAUUUACAGCUUCGUGGAGGACAUACCCGGCGGCAGCAAGCCAGAGAGCGUCGCGGGGAACAGCACAAGCGCCGUCGCCGCCACCUCGAACGGGGAACCAAAAGAGCAGCCGAUCCUGACGCUGUUCCCGCUGAACCACAGUUUGGCGUCGGAGUGGCUGGACGGGUUGCUCAUGUUGUUGAAUCAGACGCCGAUCACGGCCGAGACGAACAAGCUGGUGACGUUGGUGAGCGAGUACGGGUUGAAGAUUAGGCUGUUGAAUGUGAGGUUGGAGCAGAUGUAUGCCGGGCCGGUUCCUGGGGCGGGGGUGGUGCCUAGUCGGGAGGGGUUGGAUGAGGAUUAUUUUUAUGAGAUUUGA
Molecule: messenger RNA, 2226 nt
Organism: Podospora anserina S mat+
Lineage: Eukaryota; Fungi; Ascomycota; Sordariomycetes; Sordariales; Podosporaceae
Exons: 2
Coding region: 1-2226 (741 amino acids)
Biological process (GO): actin filament organization; cell motility
Cellular component (GO): plasma membrane
Source: RefSeq, a predicted model, not a curated record